This is a messenger RNA of Syzygium oleosum, 3522 nucleotides long. Its product is annotated as protein PHOX1-like. Gene Ontology annotation, molecular function: protein binding. Bases 776 to 2965 code for a protein of 729 amino acids. The transcript is spliced from 3 exons. NCBI's taxonomy places the organism in Eukaryota, Viridiplantae, Streptophyta, Magnoliopsida, Myrtales, Myrtaceae. The record is from RefSeq and is a predicted model, not a curated record.
AGCCCAACCACGCAUCGCUCCGUUUCUUUCCCCCCCUUCCCCGUCCGUUCUCUCUCCCUCCCUUUGAAAGUUCAACACGUUCUUUCCUCUCACGAAUCUCGCAGUUUCUCCAACAUCUUCCUGGGCUUUCCCGAGAAAGUUGGCAGCUUUCUCGGCAGACCCGCUUCCCAGACAAGCGCCUCCGGAUUGAAAUUCGAGGGAAUUCUCCGGGCUGCGGGUUCCCAUCUUUCUGUCCCUUGGCUGCGUAAAGGUGACCCCUUUUCCCGUUUUCUUGGCGUCUCUCUGAAUUGGGUCUGAUCUUGUAGGGCUCAUGUGCCCGAAUCCCGUUCGGAGAGACCGGAAUUCGCGCUUUGGAUUCGUGUUUCGAUCUGGGUCUUGAGCUUUGUUGGAUAAAGCUGCGAACUUGAGCCUUGUCUGGGAGGAUACCUGGCGUGUCGAAGCUGUUUAGGAAUAUUCGAGGGUGAAUUUGUGGGGGUUUAGUGGCGUGCUUGUUUCGGUGGUUCCUGUUCUAUCGAGUGCUUGAGGAGGGCGGGCAGAAUACUGUUGCAUUCGGUGUCGCGUGUGUUGGUGCCGAUUGGGUCGGAUUUUGCGUAGAUCGUUUCGUGGUGUAUGGUUUGAUUCAACUGGUAGUGUUCAGGUCGAUUUGUAUGUGUUUACCGGAUUUGGUUGUGGUUGUCUGAAUCGGGCAGUGACAAGGUGCGGUGUUGUGUAUAGCUAAAAGUAUAUCUUCUUUCACUUUCUUGAUUGGAGUGCUUCAACUCCAAGGAUCGUUUUUAUGAUGGGGAAGCAGAGCGGGAGGAAGAAGGGACUGGUGGGAGGAAAAUCUGGUGAUACCAUUGCAAAGCAACACAAAGCAGGAGAGAACGGUCCAAAAGCAUAUGAUAAGGACACGGCGGUCUUCAUUGCGAUGUCCCAGGAACUGAAGGAUGAAGGGAAUAGGUUGUUUCAGAAGAGAGAUUAUGAAGGGGCUAUGCUGAAAUACGAAAAAGCCCUCAAAUUGCUCCCUAGGGUUCACAUAGAUGUGUCGUAUCUGCGCAGCAAUAUGGCUGCGUGCUAUAUGCAAAUUGGUCUCAGUGAGUACCCGCGGGCGAUCAAUGAGUGCAACUUGGCCCUAGAAGUCACGCCCAAGUAUUCUAAAGCACUGUUGAAGAGGGCGAGAUGUUAUGAGGCAUUGAAUCGAUUGGAUUUAGCAUUGAGGGACACUUCAACAGUUCUGAACAUGGAGCCAAAUAAUGUAAUGGCAUUGGAGAUAGCAGAUAGGGUGAAAGCUACAAUUGCAGAGAAAGGAUUGACUGUGAACAUCGAAUCGAUUGAGUUGCCGCCUGACUAUGUUGAACCUCCUAGCUCUUCAUCAUUGGCAAAACGAGUGAAAGAGAAAGCUCGGAAAAAGAAAAGUAGCCGAAUUGAGGGGAAGAAACCUCUCGAAAAACCUAAGGAGAUUGAGAAUGUUGAUAAAGUUGAGGAAAAUAAGGCCGAGCAGAUUGAGAGUGGUAAGGAUGAGGAAGGAGCCGAAGAGAAGAAGCCAGAGGAUAAGGCAGUAGUGGAGGAGAAAAUCGUGAGCAUAAAGGACGAAGAGCCUAAGAAGACUGUAAAGUUGGUUUAUGGAGAGGACAUAAGAUGGGCUCAGUUGCCACUUAAUUGUAGUCUCUUGCAGGUGCGGGAAGUGAUACGUGAUCGCUUCCCGAGCUCCAGAGCUGUUCUUGUAAAGUACAGAGACCAAGAAGGUGACUUGGUCACAAUUACUACAGAUGAAGAACUAAGGUGGGCUGAGGCAUCCACAGAGCCACAGGGUUCUAUCAGAUUGUACGUCGUACCAGUGAAUCCUGACCAGGAUCCAUUUCACGGGAGACUUUCAGACAAGGAGGAUGUUCAUGACAUUACCAUCAAGAACAAUGGACUUCAGGAGAAUGGGCACGUGGUCAAAGCCGAUGAAGCAGGAAAGAAGCCGACUUGCAUUGAUGACUGGAUAAUUAAUUUUGCUCAACUUUUCAAGAAUUAUGUUGGCUUAGAUUCUGAUGAAUACUUGGAUCUUCACGAACUUGGUAUGAAGCUUUAUUCUGAAGCAAUGGAGGAAACUAUCACUAGUGAUGAGGCUCAAGGCAUUUUCACAGUAGCUGCUGAGAAGUUUCAAGAGAUGGCAGCUCUAGCUUUGUUCAACUGGGGUAAUGUCCACAUGUCAAGGGCAAGAAAAGGUGUGCGCUUACCAGAGGAUGCUCCAGAGGAUUCCUUACUCGAGCAGAUAAAAAUUGCAUAUGACCGGGCAUUAAAAGAGCAUAGAAGUGCAGGGAAGAGAUUUGAAGAAGCAUUGAAGAUUAAACCAGAUUUUUAUGAAGGAUAUCUAGCCCUAGGGCAGCAACAAUUUGAGCAGGCUAAACUUUCUUGGUAUUAUGCACUAGGCAGCAAAGCUGACUUGGAAACAUGGCCUUCUUCUGAGAUUCUCCAACUGUAUAACUAUGCUGAGGACAACAUGGAAAAAGGCAUGCAGAUGUGGGAAGAAUGGGAAGAGCAACGCCUGAAGGAUCUCUCAAAUCCAAAUACCAGUAAAGUUCAGUUGCAACAAUUAGGGUUGGAUGGAUCGUUCAAUGAAAUGACGGCAAAUGAAGCUGCUGAUCAGGCUGCAAACAUGAGAUCUCAGAUAAAUCUUUUAUGGGGUAGCAUGCUGUAUGAGCGUUCCAUUGUGGAAUUCAAAUUAGGAUUACCUGUCUGGCAUGAAUGUUUGGAAGUUGCGGUCGAGAAGUUUGAACUUGCUGGAGCUUCUCCAACGGAUAUAGCGGUUAUGGUGAAGAACCAUAGUUCAAAUCAUGGUGCAAUUGAAGGUUUAGGAUUUAAAAUUGAUGAGAUAGUACAAGCAUGGAAUGAGAUGUAUGAAGCUAAAAAGUGGCAGAGUGGUGUUCCAUCAGUCCGGUUGGAGCCAUUGUUCCGGAGGCGAACAUCCAGGCUUCAUGAUGCUCUUGAACAACAUUAAGUAACAUGUCCUUGUACAGGCUUUCCAAGACAGACAUCACUCUUAUUUUUCUCCACUUUUUGGGUUACACGAUGCUGUGUGUUGAGGAUAUUUUUGCUUGUGGUCCAUUCAUGGCCUUUCGUCCAUAGAAGUAUUGUUAUAUUGGUUGUGCCGGAGUUGGAGUUCGGGUUUUCAACCAUCAACGCAAUGACUUCCCACAUAUUUAUUGGGGAAAAGAAGCAGGGAUCUCCAUUUAGGAUGCCGGCUUCGUCACCAUCAUUGCCUCGUAUUUUUCCUCCUUAGGAUAGAGUAUGUACACUGGUUUAAAAGAAAAAAAUAUAGUAUUGUGUUCAAUUUUCUGGUACUGUAAUAUGAUUUAAUUUUAGUCUUUCUCGAAGAGGUUCAAUUGUGGGUAUUGUUUGAAUUGUAAGUGGUUCUUCGGUUCAUUCACGUACCUUGUCAGUCAGAGUCGGUCAUCUUGGCUUGUAUUUCUAAUUUAGUGUCAACUUCAUCCUUUGUUCAACUUGUUGGAGUUACAUGAGUUCUAGUUACUGUGAAGUUUCUAUCUUUGUGCUGGA